Molecule: messenger RNA, 2633 nt
Organism: Trematomus bernacchii (emerald rockcod)
Lineage: Eukaryota; Metazoa; Chordata; Actinopteri; Perciformes; Nototheniidae
Gene: exoc6
Product: exocyst complex component 6
Exons: 25
Coding region: 72-2564 (830 amino acids)
Biological process (GO): exocytosis; intracellular protein transport; Golgi to plasma membrane transport
Cellular component (GO): exocyst; membrane
Source: RefSeq, a predicted model, not a curated record
AUUUUCUUAGUUUCCUUCUCUUUCACACAUGCAGAUUUGUAUUCCUCAUUCGAAGAAUCUGCAAAAGAGAAAUGGCCAGUAACAGGGUCCACGCUGCUUUGCCUGACCCUCCCAGUCUGAGUGAAGAGGAGAACAAAGAAGAAGAGAAGGUUUUUGGGAAUAUAUUUGCUGAGUUAGAAUCUGUGGACCUGCCCCUAGGAACCACCUUAAGAUCUAUUUACGAUGACCAGCCCAACGCCCACAAGCGCUUCAUGGAAAAGCUGGAUGCCAGGAUACGGAACCAUGACCGUGAGAUUGAAAAGAUGUGCAAUUUCCACCACCAAGGCUUCGUAGACGCCAUCACAGAGCUGCUGAAAGUCCGCGCUGACGCUGAGAAGCUGAUGGGUCAGGUGACGGACACUAAUCGAAGGCUCCAGGAGUCGGGGAGGGAGGUGACGUGUCAGACAGAAGAGGUGAUUCGCUGCCGCAUCCAGCAGAGGAACAUGGCCACCACUGUGGAGAAGCUGCAGCUCUGUAUACCAGUGCUAGAAAUGUACAGCAAACUAAAGGAGCAGCUGGAGUCCAAAAGAUACUAUGCUGCGUUGAAAACCAUGGAGCAGCUGGAAAAGGUCUUCAUCCCCAGGGUGAGUCAGUACAGGUUCUGUCGGAUCAUGGCUGAAAACCUGCCCAGACUGAGAGAAGAGAUCAAGGAGAUCUCCAUGUCGGACCUCAAGGACUUCCUGGAGAGCAUCAGAAAACACUCGGACAAGGUCGGAGAGACUGCCAUGAGACAGGCCCAGCUGCACAGGACCUUUAACAGCGCAGUAGCCAAGCAGGCCAGUACGGGCCACUACACCAAGCCUGUGUACACCCUCAACGGACAAACACACACUCACAACGGCCUGAUGAUGGAUGAGGACACGGGAGAUGAGGAUGAAGGAGAUGAAGAGAUUCUUACUGCUCAGGACCUAGUGGACUUCUCGCCUGUCUACAGGUGUUUACACAUUUACACAGUGCUGGGUGACCGAGAAACAUUUGAGAACUACUACAGGAAACAGAGGAAAAAACAGGCCCGGCUCGUCCUGCAGCCACAGGCUAACAUGCAUGAGACAGUGGAAGGCUACAGGAGAUACUUCAAUCAGAUUGUGGGGUUCUUCGUUGUGGAGGACCAUAUCCUUCAUGCCACGCAGGGGCUGGUGACCAGAGCUUUCACUGAUGAAGUGUGGAACAUGGCCCUGUCCAAGAUCAUCGCCGUGCUGCGCACACACUCUUCGUACUGUGAUGACCCAGACCUGGUCCUGGAGCUGAAGAACCUCAUAGUCAUCUUUGCUGACACACUACAGGGUUAUGGAUUCCCAGUGAACCGGCUGUUUGACCUGCUGUUUGAGGUCAGAGACCAGUAUAAUGAAACUCUGCUGAAGAAGUGGGCUCUGGUUUUCAGGGAGAUCUUUGAGUUGGACAACUACAGUCCCAUCCCCGUGGAGACAGAGGAGGAGUAUAUACUGGUUGUCAGCCGCUUUCCCUUCCAUGAUGCUGAGAUAGAGAAGCAGCAGGACUUUCCAAAGAAGCUGCCAAUGUCCCAGUCCGUCCCUCAGAUCUACACGCAGGUCAAAGAGUUAAUCUACGCAAGCCUCAAGUUCUCUGAGUCUCUACACCGGAGUUCAACAGAGAUCGAUGACAUGUUGCGGAAAUCCACCAACCUGCUGCUGACGAGAACACUCAGCAGCUGUCUGCAGAACCUCAUCAAGAAACCUCACAUAGGACUGACCGAGCUGGUGCAGAUCAUCAUUAACACCACCCACCUGGAGCAGGCCUGCAAGUAUCUGGAGGAGUUUAUAACAAACAUCACCAACGUCUCCCCUGAAACAGUUCACACCACAAGACUCUAUGGCUUGUCCACGUUCAAGGAUGCUCGUCAUGCUGCAGAGGGAGAGAUUUAUACCAAACUCAACCAGAAGAUCGAUGAGUUCAUCCAGCUGGCGGACUAUGAAUGGGGGAUGGCUGAGUCUGACGGGCGAGCCUCAGGAUACCUCAUGGACCUGAUCAACUUCCUGCGCUCCACCUUCCAGGUCUUCACACACCUCCCGAAUAACAACAAUGACCAUGCAUCGAUGUCGGGUAAAGUGGCCCAGACGGCGUGUAUGUCAGCCUGCAAACAUCUGUCCACGUCCCUGAUGCAGAUGCUGCUGGACACAGAACUCAAACAGAUCAGCAUGGGGGCCAUUCAGCAAUUCAACCUGGAUGUCAUCCAGUGUGAAUUGUUUGCCAGCUCAGAGCCGGUUCCUGGUUUUCAAGGAGACACGCUGCAGCUGGCCUUCAUCGACCUGCGACAGCUCCUGGAUCUGUUCAUGGUGUGGGACUGGUCAACGUACCUGGCAGACUACGGCCAACCAACCUCCAAAUAUCUGAGAGUGAACCCAGCUACUGCCCUGGCUCUGCUGGAGAAAGUCUACAGAGGGAUGAAGGACACCAGUAAGAAGAACAACAUCUUCUCUCAGUUCAGGAAGAACGACAGAGACAAACAGAAGCUGAUAGAGACAGUGGUCAAACAGCUGAGGAGCCUGGUCAACGGCAUGUCCUCCUAAACACACACACACACACACACACACACACACACACACACACACACACACACACACACACACACACACACA